This is a messenger RNA of Cucurbitaria berberidis CBS 394.84, 1500 nucleotides long. RefSeq lists its product as uncharacterized. The transcript has 2 exons. The record is from RefSeq and is a predicted model, not a curated record. NCBI's taxonomy places the organism in Eukaryota, Fungi, Ascomycota, Dothideomycetes, Pleosporales, Cucurbitariaceae. The coding region runs from base 404 to 1018 and encodes 204 amino acids.
AGCGCACCACAGACACCGAGCAUCAAGAUUGUCGAUAUUUAUUCUGGUUGUAUACAGCACAGUAGGAACUCCUGUCUAGACACCGGCGAGCUAGCUUUCCUAUGACGAGCGCAGAAUAGCCAUGCAUGAAGCGAUGUGAACCUGACUUAUCAAGCAGCCGUGAAUAGGUAUUCCAACAUGUUGACGCGUUCGAAUCUGAGGUCACCUACAGUUGCUGCACAUUCGCUGCCAGAAUUGCGUCUUCCUAUCACCUUCACCUCGCAUUCUACCACAACAUAUAAACCCCGCCAUUCCUUCUCACUUGACCUUUCCUUCGUUCAAGACAAACUCUUCUCAUCAUCUAUUUCUUGCAAAAACUCUGCUCUGCUCUUUCUUACAAGUCUCGACAUCCAAGAACGCCAAUAUGCCUCCCAAGGAAGCUGCGGGUGCUGAGUCCACUGAACUCAUCGCCGGCUUCACUGACAAAGAAUGCAAGCUCCUAGCUGCUGCGUUCGUUAGCUCUACUGGUCCGGACAAGUACGACUAUGAGCUCAUGUCCACCCUCACCAAGAACACAGUCGGCUCCCUCAAGAAGAUGUGGCCUCCCGUCAAGAGAAAGGCGAUCGGCGCCCACAGCUCCUUCGCUGCCUUUCUCGGUUUAGCUGGCACUCUUGCUCCGAAUGGUGACGCCAAUUCCGCCCCUGCCCCAAAGGCCACUGCUAGCAAGAAGCGCAAGGCUGCUGACGAGAUCCUCGACGAUGCUGACGAUGACAAGAACGACCUCGAGCCCAAGUCUGCUGCCAACAAGUCUGGCACCAAGAAGAAGGCUCCAGCUGCCAAGAGCAAGCCUGGUCAGAAGAAGAAGAAGGUCAAGAAGGAGGCGCCUAUCUCUGAAGAUGAAGCGACUGUCCAGGCCAGCGAGAACAGUGCCGAUGGUGGUGAUGGUCUCGGUGAGUUCAUCUUCACGCAGAGCGUGGUUGAUUGGAUCAACAAGACUGACGAAUGCGCAGACAAGGAGGUUGACGAAGAUGAGGCCUGAAGAUCAGGUUCAUGACGCGUCUCCUUGGAUCUGGGAUUGAUUGGGUACACUGGGGCGUUAUGGCUCGGGAGGUUUGAAAAGUGUAUUCUUACUUUACGGAUUUGGGGUUGUCUCGCUCAUCGGAGUAAUACCGCACUUAGCUUGCUGGCACUCGUCUUGCAGGUGUUGCGUCUUCCAGAGUACAUUCUUCCACACUGGAACGGUAUGAUACCCUAGAUCUAGCAUUCAUUGGGCUCCCAUAGCCUUUUCAUGCUUGAUUAAAAGCUUUUCAUGUAGCUGAAUCAAAUCAAGACUACAGUCUUCAUGGUCUUGUGCCCCCUGCUAUCCUUGAGCCCUGAUUCUAUAUGGUGGUAGGCUUUUGAGUACCGAAAUACACAGCGGAAGAAAAUAAGGGAUUGAAGAGCUCUGACAAUACAUAAUAGCUUGAUCAAAUAGCUUGAUCAUAUAUCGCGGAAUGGAAGUAGUGCCUUGGAGGCACUGUU